Molecule: messenger RNA, 1777 nt
Organism: Nothoprocta perdicaria
Lineage: Eukaryota; Metazoa; Chordata; Aves; Tinamiformes; Tinamidae
Gene: POLB
Product: DNA polymerase beta
Exons: 14
Coding region: 48-1055 (335 amino acids)
Biological process (GO): double-strand break repair via nonhomologous end joining
Cellular component (GO): nucleus
Molecular function (GO): DNA-directed DNA polymerase activity; DNA binding
Source: RefSeq, a predicted model, not a curated record
UCGCUGUCCCGUUCCCGUCGCUCUCCGGUUCCUGUUCCGCCGCCGCCAUGAGCAAGCGGAAGGCCCCGCAGGAGAGCCCCAACGAGGGCAUCACCGACUUCCUCACGGAGCUGGCGAACUACGAGCGCAACGUGAACCGCGCCAUUCACAAGUACAACGCGUACAGGAAAGCGGCCUCCGUGAUCUCCCGGUACCCCAGCAAGAUCCAGAGCGGCGCCGAGGCCAAGAAGCUGGACGGAGUAGGGGCCAAGAUAGCGGAGAAAAUCGAUGAGUUUCUGUCCACGGGGAAGCUGCGCAAGCUGGAGAAGAUUCGUCAAGAUGAUACCAGCGCCUCUAUCAACUUCCUGACCCGAGUCACUGGCAUUGGUCCUGCUGCUGCGAGGAAGUUUGUAGAGGAAGGAAUUAAGACUUUAGAAGAUCUAAGAAAAAAUGAACACAAGCUGACCCAUCACCAGAAAAUUGGGUUAAAAUAUUUUGAAGAUUUUGAGAAAAGAAUCCCACGGAAAGAAAUGCUGCAAAUGCAAGAAAUCGUGCUGAGAGAAGUAAAUAAGCUGGACCCAGAUUAUAUUGCCACAGUCUGUGGCAGUUUUAGACGAGGCGCAGAGUCAAGUGGGGACAUGGAUAUUCUCCUAACUCAUCCAAGUUUCACAUCUGAAUCAUCCAAACAGUCAAAACUCUUGCAUCAAGUGGUAGAACAACUGGAAAAAGUUGGCUUUGUCACAGAUAYGCUGUCUAAAGGUGACACCAAGUUCAUGGGUGUCUGCCAGCUGCCAAAUAAAGAAGAUGGAACAGCCUAUCCACACAGGAGAAUCGACAUCCGGCUCAUUCCGAAAGAUCAGUAUUACUGUGGAGUACUAUAUUUCACAGGCAGUGAUAUAUUCAAUAAGAACAUGAGAGCUCAUGCUCUGGAAAUGGGCUUCACCAUCAACGAAUACACAAUCCGCCACCUGGGCGUCACAGGAGUUGCUGGGGAGGCCCUCCCCGUGGAGUGUGAAAAAGACAUCUUUGACUACAUCCAGUGGAAAUACCGAGAGCCAGAGGACAGGAGUGAAUAACUGCUUYUAGUACCUUAUUUAAUGUAUGUACAGCAGGUUGAGGCAUCUGCUAAGGUUGACUGACCUGAGUUUCUUAAAAAGUCACGUUCUUUCAUGCUAAUUUCUGUAUCUCCCUCCAACUUUGUGUGUAAACCUCCCAGGGCAGCAAAAACUGAAGCAGUUUUUCUGUCCCUUUCUAAGUCCUUCUAUCAUGGCCAUAUGUGAUUGUGACACCCCCUCAUCCUGCAGUGUGUGAUUCACAUUCUUUGUUCCUAGAUUUGCUGUCGUAUUAUCAGUUUGCAGGGUUAACUUCCUGAAAUGAAGUAGCUAAUUAAUCUCUKACAGAGCCUCAGGAUGCCAUGGGUUGCUAUUUUUAAAAACUGCAUAUCAAGUGAGUCAGGUCCAUGGAUUACAGACCUGCGAGCCUGGAAAGCAAACCUCAGCAUUAAGCUCUUUUCUACAUAAUCAGCUCCCCUGUUGCUAAUGCUACAGACRUUUUGGGGCAGCAUAAUGUUCAGAGCUGCUGGCAGGAGGGUUUGCAUCUUUAUUACUAACAGGCUCCUCAACCUGCCUGGCAUUGAAGACUGAUGAUACCUGUUUUCCCCUUAUCUGGAUGAGGUUUAUUCUUAAGGUUUUAUUUGCUCAUACGGUCUCCAGUACCAAGAGUGAGUGACAUUAAGUAUGUAAGAUUGAUGCUUUUUGCCCUUUUUUUUCCCCCUCAUCCCCGGGGGAGUGGUGCUGUG